Catharus ustulatus (Swainson's thrush) is the source of this 6155-nucleotide messenger RNA. It is a transcript of the gene KCNG3, whose product is annotated as potassium voltage-gated channel modifier subfamily G member 3. The transcript has 2 exons. Gene Ontology annotation, cellular component: voltage-gated potassium channel complex; membrane. Bases 76 to 1365 code for a protein of 429 amino acids. The record is from RefSeq and is a predicted model, not a curated record. Gene Ontology annotation, biological process: potassium ion transmembrane transport; protein homooligomerization. Lineage: Eukaryota; Metazoa; Chordata; Aves; Passeriformes; Turdidae. Gene Ontology annotation, molecular function: protein binding; delayed rectifier potassium channel activity.
CGCUGCCGCCCGCGCUGCCCCCCGCCUCGGCGCUCUGCCCUGCCCGCCGUUCCCCUCCUCCGUCCCGCCCAAGCCAUGAACUUUGGCCGCGGUCCCUCGGUGGUGUUGAACGUCGGGGGCACCCGGUACUCCUUCUCCCGGGAGGUGCUGAAGGAUUUCCCGCUGCGCCGGGUGAGCCGCCUGCACGGCUGCCUCUCGGAGCAGGACGUUCUGGAGGUGUGCGACGACUACGACCGGGAGCGGAACGAGUACUUCUUCGACAGGCACUCGGAGGCCUUCGGCUUCAUCAUGCUGUACGUCCGGCACGGCCACCUGCGCUUCGUGCCGCACAUGUGCGAGCUCUCCUUCUACAACGAGAUGAUCUACUGGGGGCUGGAGGGCUCCCACCUCGACUACUGCUGCCAGCGCCGCCUCGACGACCGCAUGUCCGAGACGUGCACCUACUACGCGGCGGAGGAGCCGAAUGGUGGCCCCGAGGGCAAGGGCCGGCGGCCACCGGGAGCCGAGGGCAGGAAGUGGCUCGAGAGGAUGAGGAGGACUUUUGAGGAGCCAACGUCUUCCGUGGCCGCCCAGGUGCUGGCCACCGUCUCCAUCCUCUUCGUCAUUGUGUCCAUGGUGGUGCUGUGCGCCAGCACCCUGCCCGAGUGGCGGGCGCCGGAGAAUCGCAGCGUGGAGGAGCAGAGCAGGUACACAGCAGAGUCAGUGAGGGAGCCCUCAGGGAUAAUUGAAGCUAUCUGCAUAGGCUGGUUCACUGCAGAAUGCAUUGUGAGGUUCAUCGUCUCCAAAAACAAGUGUGAGUUUGUCAGAAGACCUCUCAACAUCAUUGAUUUGCUGGCAAUUACUCCUUACUACAUCUCUGUUCUAAUGACAGUUUUCACAGGGGAAAAUUCACAGCUUCAGAGAGCGGGAGUCACCUUGAGGGUCUUAAGAAUGAUGAGAAUCUUUUGGGUGAUUAAACUGGCCCGUCAUUUCAUUGGCCUUCAAACACUUGGUCUGACUCUGAAGCGUUGUUACAGAGAGAUGGUGAUGCUACUUGUCUUUAUCUGUGUUGCUAUGGCAAUUUUCAGCGCACUUUCACAGCUUCUUGAAAACGGGCUGGACUUGGGAACAAAGAAUAAGGAUUAUGCCAGCAUUCCUGCUGCUUGUUGGUGGGUGAUCAUCUCGAUGACCACAGUUGGUUAUGGUGACAUGUGUCCCAUCACUGUACCAGGAAGGAUUCUUGGAGGAAUUUGUGUGGUUAGUGGCAUCGUUUUAUUAGCCCUGCCAAUCACCUUCAUUUAUCACAGCUUUGUGCAAUGCUACCAUGAGCUCAAGUUCCGAUCUGCUAGGUACAGUAGAAGCCUCUCUGCUGAAUUCCUAAAUUGACCCAACUGGCAUUCUGGUGUACUUGCUUGCUAAGCUUUGUCUUAGAAGAGAAUGGUGGAAGGUCCCUUCGCGUGUCCUCCUUGACUGGAUGGUCCUGUGGAACAACAUUCUCACCAGCCUGGAGAAAGCCCGUCACCAUUCAGACAGGAAGGAUGGCCAUCUGCCUUGAGCACCUUGCAAGGAGAGGGAGUGAUGUUUCAAAUUUGAGAGAACAAAAUUAACAAAAGAGGAUUCAGAAAUCCUCAACCAGACCAGUUUGGUAUUCAGUUUGCCUUCCCACAAAAAAAGCAGAACAAAAAAUGGGUGUAACACUGAGAUCUGUCAUUCCUGUAAUUAUAUACUAAACCAUUCUAAGCAAAGUGUAGCAGAUGUUUUUCGAAGAUUCCAAUAUCUAAAUGCUUCACAGAGGCAUUGAUAGCUUCUUGCCUGAGGUAUCUCCACUUUUAACUCAGAUAAAACAAAUUAUAUGCUGAAGGAGAAUCACUUGUACUUUUGUGCUUUGCAACAAAGUAGAGCUGGUUCUGUGACUCAGGAAAGAUGAAGAAUAUAGGUCUAUAGGACAAAAAAAAACUUUGAGGCCUGAUUCUGAUCUUUGAGGAAGCACAUAAAUCUUCUGUAAACCCAGUGAAGUCAGUGGCUCUGAAUUUGAGAGUUCACAAGGAAGUGCAAGAAGUGAACUUCCAAAUGUUGUAAGCAAGGACUUCUUUAGGUCACAAUUAAUUUCUUCUCUGGAACCAAACUGUAAGUAGAAGCAAGUAUUGCAUUUUACAAAGAUCAGCAUAAGAAAUCAGGGAUUGACAUAUAUAGUUCCUGGUAGGUUACUGGGGGAGCUCUCCAAAUUUUAUAUAUAUUCAGCUCAAUUCCAUCCACCUAAAGUUACAUACUCAUAAGCACAGAUUUUCCCUCCUUGACCUCCUCCCUGCCCCACAUAUCUUAAACAUAGAUAUCAUAGUGAGAGUCCUCUUAAGACAAAUUGUAAAGAUUUCAUCAUUUGAAGUGGCCUGGAGCAAGCACUGAAAAACAAGAGCACCUGCUCCCUGUCAGAUGAGACUCUUCAUCAUCUUAAAUUCCACAGUCCUUUACUGAAGGAUAUACCUCAAAGGAAGUUUUAAAAGCAACUGUACAAAGCCCAGAGCAUACCAAAGAAAGUAAAAUGUAGAAAUGUGAGUUGCACUUGGCAAAAUAGUGUAUUCUCCAAUGUUACUAGAAAAUGAAAAUGAAUCAAGUUGGGUUCUGAAAUACUUCUUGUGUAGUAUUGCUUAAUAGCAUUGUUCAAUAUAAUUCUGAAAGGCUGCUACAUAGAAAUGUGCAGUUAGAUACUAAAACACAUUAAGGUACAGCUUUACAAAUUUGGGUACCAAUAAACAUCAACAGGGAGCUUUCAUGCUAACAUGAAAGUUCAGAGUCAUCAGCACAGCUGAAAUUUGUGUGCUUGCCUGAAAAUACUGCAUUUACUCUUACUGUGCUGUAGAGGCGUCUUUUAUACAUGUAAUUGUGAAAGGCUUUAGAAGUGAAAUGAGUACCACCUAGAAAACACAUCUCUGGAAUUCCUCACUCAAAUAAACCUGCCAUAUUGAUCAGUAACCAGUACAUUGAAGGCUCUUCCCUGAGACCUGAAAGAGUCAUUAUCAUUUUAAGUGGUCUUAGUCUUAAGUAGUCUUAAAGAAUCACAUUGCAAUCACAACUUUUCUGAAGACCUGCAAAGAAUUUUAGUAGAAUUUACAGACAAGCUUGACUUUCCCUUCAAGACUCCAUAGUUAAGUGCUGUUACAGCCAUACCUCUAUUUCUUGCCACUGGUGUGUUCCAAGGUUAGCUCUGUAGUUCCCUACACUACUAUAUUUAUGCCUUUUCUAUCAAAAUCAUGUUGCUCGGAAACCUGCUCCAGCAUUCCACAGAGAAGUGAAUAUGAGAUCAGCAAAAAUGUCUUUCUUAGGUGAGAUUCACAGCUGAUGUUAGUUAGGCAAGUUGUGACUUCAGAGACACUUAGAUGUUUUACAGCAGUGGAGAUGCUGGCUCUGUAUUCCUGCAUGUGUACCUAUAUAUAUCCUGCAUAUAUUAUAUAUUAUAGUCAGUUGAAACGUUGGGGUUUUUUAUUCCUCACAAAAAAUUCCCUCCUUGACAAAAUUAAAAUUUCAGACUUCAAUCUAAACAUAGAUGUUGAAGAAAAUGAUAUUUUCAUCUUCUAAUGAAAAGUUACCAAUAAUAUUAUUUUUUUUUUUUUAGCUAAAAUAGGUUAAAGACCCCAUGUAAGAACUUAGCCCUGCAGACUUUCAUGCGCUGUUUUGAAUGCUUGGGAAAAAUACUAUAUGUCAUAAAACUCCUUUUAACUUACUUUGUCUUUUGUCCACGUAUUGUAUUUAACCAAACCAAUACUCUAUGAUACAACCCUCCUCCACAAAAUGCUUAAAACAUCAUCGUGAUGACAAUAGCUUAAAAUCCAUACAGAAUAUGAAUAUAAAGUAUGUUGCAAUCUUGAUUUCAAGACAAAAUAAAAUGUGUUUCAGCACCACCUAUAAAUCUAAUCUUUAGAUGCCUGUAGAAAGGAAAAACAUAAAUUAAUGCACAUAAUAACUCGCGAAUACCAAUUUGAAUCAUUUUUGCAUAAGCAAUUAAGGACAGGAAGUUUUCGACAAUCCACGCUAUAUAUGGUAUACAACAAAAUGUUUCAUCCUUUAUGAAGUGUUUUUCAGAUGAAAAAUCCUUUCCCAGUGUAAAAACAUAAAUCUAAUGAAAAUAACUGUGUAAAGGAAUAGGUCUGUGGAGAUUAUCUUAAGUCAUACUGUGGGUUUUUUUGAACAGUUUGUGUUCAAUUUUUAUAUGGCAAAAUGUGAACAGAAUGAUCUAAUUUUUUAAUUUGAGUUAAAAUAAAAUAUUUUAAAACCGCUGUAUAUAAGCCCACUAAGGAGAGAUCCUGUGAUGGGUUUUUUGGUGGGUUUUUGUUUGUGUUUUUUGUUUAUUUGUGGGGGGUUUGGGGUUAGUUUUUUUUUUUUCUGUUUCUAUUCUUGUAUGGUUAUCAGUGUGUAGACUUUAGUUUCCUUACAAACCAAGUAGAAAUAAAGUAAUCUUCAUGGUAGCCUUAAACCAGAAUUUUAUAGGGUAAUUAGGAUGCCUGACUUCUAGUAAUAGAUGUCAUCUUAUUUUCAAUGGACCAAUGGUUUUUUUUUAAGUGAAACUACAAAAUGUGAAUUAUAUGUGUAGUCAAAAAUAAGCAUAUUUUUAAACAGUUGAAACUGUUUUAUAAAAUUUUCUGGAGACCAUGUUUUAUGCAGACAUGGGAUGCAGCACUCAAUUUCAAAGUGCAGCCUUUCAAAGCCAAAAGCCAGGUGAAGGCAAGCUGGCUCAUCUCUAAUCAUUGCCAGUCUGAACCCUAUACAAUGAAAGACUUCAUGGGCAGUUUCUCUUGGAAACAUUCACAUCUGGAACAAAUUACAUGAAAUACAAAUAGAGUAAAACUGGAGAAAAAUGAAGACAGCUUGUACAAUUGUGAUCCAGCGUUUUGGUUCAUCUAAAAUGGAAACCAAUGUCAAUGAGUUUUGAACUGCCAAAGUUAAUCAUACAUUAUACACUAGGUUCAAACUCUAGAACUGAUUUAUUGGGAAUUAUAUAUUGGCUGUAAUCCUUCAAAGUACUUCCUGUCACUUAAAAGUACUUUAUCAUUAAUGAAGUCCCUGAAGUGUAAAGCUCUCUAGGGUAUUGUCCUUCUAAAGUUCUACAUGAAGCAUCACCCCAAUAUCACAAUGAAGGGAGUAUUAUCCUUUCCCUUGAUGUAAGGCUUGAAAAAAAUAUUGUCAUGAUGAGUACCCACCAAAAAAAUAUUAAUUUUGUUGACUAUGAUAUUAAACAGUCUUAUCAGCAUAGGGAUGAGCCAUAUAAAAAUGUGUUACUAAUUCUUAUUGUAUGGUGGCUUAUUGCAGUGUGCAUAGCAGCAAGUUUGAGAAAUACUAAAAUUCUGGUAGUGUAAGAUUCCUAUCUUGAUAUCCCUGUAUUUAAAAGAAAAAGCACAGCUUUUUCAUAUCCUGUUUCCAAUUAAUGCCUGUAAAGGAAUUGAUCUUCCUAUUCCAAAGUAAAACUGAAGUCCUUAUGGGUUCAAAACACUUGUCUCUUCCCUUCUGGGUAACAACUACAAAAAUCUUAUCAGAUCUGAAUGUCUUCCAGGAAGUGGACAUAUGCACACACCAGCCAGCUAAAUUCAGCAGCCAAACCCCAGCAGUUUCCUGGGAAGCAGCAUAAUGAACAAGGUCUGUUGUGCUCUGAAUUUUAUCUCACCUAAGAGGUUCAGGAUCACUAGAAGUUUUUAGAAUUAUUAUUUCAGAUGAAAUACUAAGGAGACAUUUGCUGGAAAGUUAUAUAAGCUAUGUAUAGCAAAAAAAGAUACUGCUUUAUAAAAAAGUUUUCAUUGAUUUUAAAAAGAGGAAACUGGUUUCAUUUUCUGUUAUUUGUUUGUAAAAACAAAUACGCAGGUCAUGAUGAUAAUUAUUGCUACAUAAAUCAGACCCCUGUUUAAAAUACAGAAACUUAGUAUGAAAAAUCUUCCAGCUUUGCUAGAGCUGUAACAGCUUCCAGUAGCUGAAAACCUGCCCCAGCCCACAGGGAGGAACAACAAAACAUGGGUUUACUUGUAAAAAGGCACAACACAAAUCAGGGAGUGUGUCUCAGACAACAGACAGGUUAAGCAUCAAGCUGCACAGUGAGCAUCCAAGAUUGACAAUCUGCCUGACAACAAAUGUUAAGAGCCACAGAGGAAUGUAAAUCUAUGGACAAAUUAAUAAAAUACGAAUUUUCGCAACUA